This is a messenger RNA of Colias croceus (clouded yellow), 4406 nucleotides long. RefSeq names its product ubiquitin carboxyl-terminal hydrolase 20 (gene Usp20-33). Gene Ontology annotation, molecular function: zinc ion binding; cysteine-type deubiquitinase activity. Lineage: Eukaryota; Metazoa; Arthropoda; Insecta; Lepidoptera; Pieridae. The record is from RefSeq and is a predicted model, not a curated record. Gene Ontology annotation, biological process: protein deubiquitination. Bases 240 to 3245 code for a protein of 1001 amino acids. The transcript is spliced from 21 exons.
UUUUCGCUCGUCACUGGACGUUUUUGUGUUGAAGAAAAAUUUCUGAUUAUUAAUUUAAUUAACAGUGUUUUUCGAAAUGUGUGUUAUAAAUUUUCUCGUUUUACCCCUGUGUACACUCAACAACACAAUUUUGGCACCGUACAUGAUAUAGGUCAUGUUUAUUUACGUGACUGUUGUGAUUCAUUAGAUUUGAGUUGAAAUUUAUGUUUUAUCGGAUGCCCAGUUGAUUUAUCGAGAAAAUGGAUAAAGGCGUGACGUGUGAACAUCUCAAUACACUUGUUAACGUGCUGGAACAGGAAUUAUGGCAGUCAAAAGAGAACCUAGCGUGUUUCGAUUGUGGAUGCCCGGGACCAAAUCUAUGGAUAUGCCUCCAACCUGACUGUCAUCAUAUCGGCUGCUCUGAAGUUAACAAUGACCACAGCACAAAGCACCAAAAGAAUUUACCACUGCAUUGUGUUCAUAUGAACGUAUCCACGGAACGAAUAUGGUGUUACUUGUGCGAGAAAGAGGUCCACAUCAGAGCUGCCUUGACACAGGCCAGGAUGAGCGCAGAUUCAACAACAAUAGAAGAUAUGGCGGUUAGUACAAGGCUAGGGUCGGUUGGUAUCAGUGUGAACGAUGAUGACCUGGAGGUGGAGGACACAGAGUAUGAUGAUGAGCAGCGGCCUAGAGGUCUAGUAGGGCUCCAGAACAUGGGCAACACGUGUUACAUGAACGCUGCGUUACAAGCCCUCAGUAAUACGCAGCCUCUGACGUCAUACUUUAUGGAAUGUGCCGCGGCGGUAUCAGUGCUGGCCGCUGACAAGAAGCCGGGGUUGAGUCGUGCAUACCAAAAAUUAAUAAAAGAGAUGUGGAGCAGGAAGACAAGAGGCUAUGUUGUACCUAAUGGUAUUCUCUACGGGAUACGACAUGUACACCCGAUGUUCCGUGGUUAUCAACAGCAUGACACGCAAGAGUUCUUGCGGUGUUUCAUGGACCAGUUGCACGAAGAAUUGAAAGAGCCGGUAUGGGACAACACGCCGGAAGAUAAGCUAGUGACAGAAUCGGAAGGUGAACCGCAAGAAAAUAGGACGUUGCAUAUACGGCGGAGAGCUGUAUCUUCCGGAGCCAGUGACGCGCCAUACUUCGCGCGCAUGAGACGGAAAUCACCCGCGUCCUACAAUGAGCCCAGACAUGAUGGAUAUUUGAGAAUACGCCAGCAGUCAGAGAGUAUGGGAUCGCGGCACCGACGCUCGGCCAGUUUUGCUGGCACGCACCAUUUCACGUACAACGUGCUCACACAGCAAGUUAAUGGUCCAACAAAAGACUGGAACCAGAGGGAGGCGGGUUCCGAAUCGGAAUUAUCCGGUUCGAGCGAAACCGAAGAACGCUACGAGACGUGUUCUAGCGGGCACAGUGAUGCGCCGGAGUCGUUGCAACAUACCAAAUCAAGUUCAGGAAGCGUGUGCGGUGGUGGUGGGGAUGGGACCAACCGUGGUGUGAGAUACCGUAGUAUCGUGUCCGACGUGUUUGAUGGCAAGCUGCUGUCGUCUGUGCAGUGUCUUAUAUGUAAUAGGGUAUCAACGCGUGUAGAAACCUUCCAGGACCUAUCCCUACCGAUACCUUCAAGGGAACACUUAGCUGUGCUUAGAUGUCAGCAGCCGAUACUUAACCAUCCGCAUGUGUCUCAAGAGAGUUGGCUAUGGUGGCUAGUAAGCUGGCUAAGAUCGUGGUUCUACGGCCCCGUCGUGUCGCUACAAGAUUGUCUCGCGGCUUUCUUCAGUGCGGACGAACUUAAGGGCGAUAAUAUGUAUAGCUGUUCCCGUUGCAACAAACUCCGCAACGGUAUCAAGAUGUCCGGCGUGAUCAAGUUACCGGAAGUGCUGUGUGUGCACCUCAAGCGCUUCCGGCACGAGCUGAUGUUCAGCGCUAAGGUCGCUGCGAGGGUCUCGUUUCCGAUCAACGAUUUGAAUAUGGCGCCGUAUACGCAUAAAGAAUGCACAUCGAAAAUAAGUCGCUACUCCCUCUGCGCGGUUAUAUGCCACGCGGGCACGGCUGGCGGCGGCCAUUACACUUGCAUAGCUCGUGCCAACAACAACAACAACAGCAACAACAACAGCGACGACAACUGGUACACGUUCGACGACGCGGCGAUAUCGCCGGUGCCGGUGCAGCACCUGGCCACGUGCGAGGCGUACGUGCUGUUCUAUAGGAAAGUAAAUCCGCAAAUGGCGAUACUGCGACAGAAGGCGGCGGAAAUAUUGGAGUCGUCGCGGAAUGAGCCCAACGAUAUUAAGUUUUAUAUAUCCAGACAGUGGAUUAAUAAGUUCAACACGUGGGCGGAGCCGGGGCCGAUAGACAACAGCGACUUCGUGUGCUCGCACGGCGGCGUGCGGGCGGAGCGCGCGGCGCACCUGCACGCGCUCGCCGCGCGCCUGCCGCAGCCGCUGUGGGAGUUCCUGCACCGCCAUUUCGGCGGUGGGCCGGCGGUGUCCCACGCCCACGAGUGCGGCACGUGCGUGCGCGCACAGCACAAGCUGCGUGCUAGAAGAGAGACGGAGUUAGCCGCGUUCGCCGAAUUGCACGCUAGCUUCCAGGAACAGGAUCAUCCGCAGUCGAUAUACGCGAUCAGCAUGGCGUGGUUCCGUCAGUGGCAGGCGUUCGUGCGAAACAAGGCGCGCCGCCCACCGCCCCCCGUUGACAACGCGCCCAUACUGCACCAGCAGGAGAUCGACGGCACGAUAAAGUGCACGCUGAAACCGGGCUCCGACCACGCGCAACUCAGCGAGGAACUGUGGCGGUUCUUCAUUGACAUAUACGGCGGCGGGCCAGAAGUGCGGCUUAAAUCACCGCUCGAGUCUCUGCCAGACAACGAGCGGACGAGGAAACUGUCCAGGAAGUACUCGGAAUCCGACAGAGAGGAGUACUGCACGAAAUCCAACUCGGAAAUGAACAUACGUGACUCCGUACACAGUGAAUUGCAAAAGAACCAAUCGUUGCAAAAUAUCAGCAGGCGGUACAGAGUACGCACGGACUCGGACGACGAAGUCAACUACCGACACUCGUUCCUAUAUAAGAAACAUGAACCAAACGGCAACUAUGACUCGGAUGAAGACAUGGCCCUUAACACGAUACGACUGGAAAACGGUAUAGACAGUUCCGAUCACGACGCGCACGAUAUCGUGUGUAAAACGGACUCGGAGCUACCGGCCAACAAGAAGAGACCGGGCAAAGUGAGGAAAAACAAACGGCGGACGGUUAAAUGAUUCCUUCUCGCGUUACAGUUCGUGCAUAGACUGAGGAAGAGCGGACAUUCCUAGUGGUUAAUGGUGCAUUUAUAGUGUUCUGUGCGACUGGUGGUUCUAGUGUAAUGGGCUAUCUUAACAUUGGGCAGCGUUGGCCCAACAAAUGAUUGAUGAUUGCCAUUAAGGCAAUAAGGAUGACCAAUCAUAGACACUUACGCUCUACACUGUCGUGAUUGCCUCAACUCGCCCAACGCUGCCCAUUGUGAAGAGGGCCCAUAAUGUGUGUAUAAGGUGGUGAGAGACUAAAGUGAAAAUCUAAUAUAAUGUAGGUAGGUAGGGUUAUUCUGUUUUGGUGUAUUCGCAAAAUAUUUUGGGCUUGAAUAUAUGAGAGUAAGACUUUUAAAAAUGUUUGUUGUGAAAGUAGAUAGCGAUCUGUGGCCAGAAUAAAUUGUAAGCCUGUGUAAGUGGGAUAAGACAUUUUUAUGGUUUCAUUUUAUUUUUUACAGAAAAGCAUGAAAAACGUUACGAUUUGAAAAGAUUAAGUUGAUUUUUUUUCAUUGCAACUGCGAAACCUAGAUUAGGAUAGAAGUUAUGUAUUCUAUUCCUAAAAUUCUUUAAAUUUCUGGCAUUAUCUGCUAUUUAUUUCAUUUACUAUAUAAAAGUAUGAUUUUCUUUAAUUCUAGAGUUCUGAGAUACUGCAUUUGUUUUUUUAUAGUCUUAUUGACCUUUGACCCUACUAGGAAAUAGUUCAAUUAUUUUAUUUCUAUUUACAAUAGUAUUUUAUACUCUGUACUCUCAACAAUUUUUAAAAAUAUAUGUCUGUUUUAGAGACGUCUACAUUUUUAUCAUAAACAAUUAUUUUUGUUUCAUUUCAAUGCAAGUAAAACUUAUUGGGUUUUCAUAUGUAAAAUAAAAUUAUACAAACGGUAAAUAAUUAGAGCGGUCGUACACAGGCGGUUCGAGCAGUUAACGGCUGAGCGACGUACACGGACUGCUCGAGCGGUCGGUUGUUGACUGCUCGAGCUGUCGCCUGUCGCUACAAACCGCGCAGUUGACGGCUUGAAGCAGUCGCGACGGCUCGAGCAGUCCGUGUACGGCAGAAUGAAUGUCCAUAGUUAACCGCGCGGUCGCGGCUUCAAGCCGUCGGUCUCAACUGCUUGAAGUGGUCCGUGUACGGCCGCC